AUGGCAACCCCAUCUUCAGCCUCAACCACCUCCAAGCCUGGCCCAACUUUAUGGCAAAGAACGAAAGGUUAUUCGAGUACAACGUACGAAAAUCGAUUGAAACCUGGCUUCAAUAAGGCCUAUGCUGUCGUCGACAAACUCGGCGCACCAGUCAACCGACUCUCCAACAGAGUUGGCUCUGAAGCAUUCUGGCCAACUACCCUAGACAAAGAAUCUGAAAAGGCCGCACGGAUUCUCCGAGGCUUCUGCAAGGAUGGCUUUUAUGACCAAAUAGAAGAGGAUGCUGCCAAAAAGAUCGAAGCCCGUGAUGCGACCGCAGUCGGGAUCCCGCAGGGCACACAGCGAGUUCUGGUAAAGAUUCCACAGAAGGUCAUUCAAAAAUGCGUUGGACUGGCCAUAUUCACAACCAUGCGCUACGGUUGGGUACUUGGGGGAUCCGGAGGUGCAGGCGUUCUUGUAGGGAGACAUCCGGAGACGGGUGAAUGGAGCCCUCCUAGUGGAAUCCAUACCCAAAACAUGGCCUUGGGAUUUCUUAUAGGCGUCGAUAUAUAUGAUUCAGUCCUCGUCAUCAACACCUACAAAGCUCUCGAAGCAUUCACAAAGCUGCGGUGUACUUUGGGCACAGAGGUAGGCGUGGCUGCUGGUCCGCUGGGAUUGGGUGGAACACUUGAUACAGAAGUUGUCAAGCGACAAGCGCCAAUUUGGUCUUAUGUCAAGAGCCGUGGACUGUAUGCCGGAGUCGCUCUUGAAGGGAAUAUGGUCAUCGAAAGGACUGAUGAGAACGAGAGCUUUUAUGGAGAGCGUGUAGGAGUUGCCGAUAUCCUCAAUGGCAAACUUCGUCAUCCACCAGUGGAUAAGUAUCAAGUGUUGAUGGAUACACUAAAAGCCGCUCAGGGGGAUGCUGUGGAUGACAGCCUCCUGCCGGAUGGAGUGGCUCCCAGUGAUAUGGAAUUGAUCAACGAAGGCCCAAUAUUUGGUAUCCCCGCCGAGGAUGACCCAGAUCCAUUUGGUGUCAAGGCAUUAGAGGCCGAAGGCUUGAAUAUCAGAGAGGCAGGAACGCACCAAAGACCCAGUGCUGCUGCAUUCGAAUUCAAGCCAUCUCCGACCAGUCCAAUUUAUACCCAUUUUUCACGCCAGAGUGUGGAUGGGUCCAUCAGAAGCCGAACUUGGAGAGAUAGUACCCACAGCCUUGCCAGUAUUGAUCGAGGCACCCAAACGGAUGAGGACGAAACCAAGAGUGCUGGACACAGUCCCAAUAGGAAAAGUUCGACAGCUUUGAGAGAUUCUACAACAAUAAACACGACUCCCCAGAAACACAGUCAGCUGGUAGAAGACGAAGAGGAACACGACGCUGAUCGCCGGGAAUCAUUCUCGGAUGUUGAUUCAGAUGCUGAAAUUCAGACGGCAGUGCCGGUGGUGACAAGAGCAAGAGUGGUUGAGGUACCCAGACGUCUUCCUCCAGCGCUACCACCGCGCAACCCGGAGCGAGUAGUAUCACCGGUUGAAGCCCAGGCUCCAUCGGACGGAUUUGAGAAGAUCUCGCUUGAGGAGAAAGCAGGAGAGACAAAGCAUGGAAAGGAUCAAAGCCUAUCUCGAACCGCUACGAACGAGGCAGCAGACUCCACAUUUCAUUCAGUGCCGGUGACACCAAGUGAGGAGAAAAAGACUAAUGAUAUCCCAGGAUCCUUUCAAUAG
Messenger RNA from Exophiala bonariae, 1695 nucleotides. RefSeq lists its product as uncharacterized. Gene Ontology annotation, biological process: regulation of ruffle assembly. The transcript has 2 exons. Gene Ontology annotation, molecular function: phosphatidylinositol binding. Gene Ontology annotation, cellular component: ruffle membrane. The record is from RefSeq and is a predicted model, not a curated record. Lineage: Eukaryota; Fungi; Ascomycota; Eurotiomycetes; Chaetothyriales; Herpotrichiellaceae. Bases 1 to 1695 code for a protein of 564 amino acids.